AUGGAGACAGACAGUCGCAAGUAUUCUAAACACGUCGGGGUCAGAGAUUGGUGUAAUAAGGUUCGUCGGAAGCGAAAUCCUAGUGAUAAAUCGAAGCCCGUCACAACUUUUUACUUUACAAAUCUACAAGCUGAUGUAACCGUGGAAAUGAUAAGGAAGUCUUUUCAGUCCUUUGGGAAAAUGGUAGACGUUUACAUUCCAGGGAGGAAGGACAAAGGAGGUACGUUUUUCGCAUUCAUCAGAUACGUAGGAAUCAAAGAUACCGAGUCUCUUGUGACGGCACUUAACCAAGUCAGAUGUGGGCAUAGUAUAGCAAAGGUCAAUAUUGCAAGGUAUGAGAAGAAGCCGCCCCCCAGGAAAAUCCCCCCUCCAAGUUAUUACCACCCUAGACGGAUGUCGGUCCCAAUCACUAAACAUAUCAACAUUAGUAAUGGGAAAACUUUUGCGGAUGCUGUCACUGGGAGUCUUGGGAAACCUGAUACUGUGAGAACCCAAGAGAUUCAAUCAAAGCUAGAUCCCAUGAUUGAUUCAUCCGAUAGCAGCUGCCUAAUUGGAGAAAUCAAUUAA
Molecule: messenger RNA, 567 nt
Organism: Lactuca saligna
Lineage: Eukaryota; Viridiplantae; Streptophyta; Magnoliopsida; Asterales; Asteraceae
Source: the annotation of a GenBank genome assembly